UUUGACGGACGGCGCAGGUGCGCAUCCUUCCGCAGGUGCGCCCACGUCGUCACUGCCCGGUUACCGCUGCCGGGAAAGAAAAGGAUUCACUCGCCUAGUAACCGUGGACGCGGUUUGGUUUUUUUUUUUUUUUAGGCGUUUGUUCGUGAAGUGCCGAGUUUCCCGGAGGGGAAAGAGGGGAAGGGGCCGUGCUCUUGGAAGUGGACGGAAAAAAAAAAAAAAAAGGUGGAGGUGAAGGCGGACAAUGGGUAAACAACAGGAGACAAACGCGAACUCCGAGUUCGGAGAACCUUCCCAGUUUGACCCGACCUUCAAUGGACCCAUAAAGAAAAGAGGGUGCACUGAUAUAAUUUGCUGUAUCCUGUUUAUGGCAGUCAUCCUCGGCUACAUAGCAGUUGGGAUUUUAGCUUGGCUCUAUGGUGAUCCUAGGCACGUUCUUUAUCCGAGAAACUCAACUGGAUGGUUCUGUGGCAUUGGACCAAAUAAAGACAGACCCAGUGUGUUCUACUUUGACAUCCUCAAAUGUGCCACAUCUGUUAAUGUUAUGGCAACUGCUCUUAAUGGUUUUCAGUGUCCAACCACACAGGUGUGCGUGGAAGACUGUCCUUCUACGUUCUGGGCCUGGAUACAGUCAUAUCAUCCAAAUGUAAAGCCAGCAGAUGUGUUCAAUCAAAGCCUCUGUGUGCCAUCUAUAGACCUGGCAAAUACUAAACUGAGUGUUAAAGAAAUUGUGGACAGGGAGCUGUGUCCUUUCUUCCACAUGCCUAUGACCUCUGUGCUGGGAAGAUGUUUGCCCGACAUCGCAGCACUGGGGAGGAUCCCUUCAGACUUUGCCAAUGUUCCAGGUUUACCCUCCUCAGUCAAUGAAACUGUCAGCCUCAUCAAGGAGGGCACUGGGGACAUAGUGAAUGGCUUCAAUGCCAGAGACAUCGGUGUCCGAAUCUUUGAGGAUUUUGCGUCGUCAUGGCCAUGGAUACUCGUUGGUCUGAUUAUAGCCAUGGUGGUCAGUAUGCUGUUCCUGUUGCUGCUGAGAUUCACUGCUCCAGUCAUGGUGUGGGUGCUCAUCAUAGGAGUCCUGGGUGCUGGGGCAUAUGGGAUAUGGCACUGCUACUGGGAGUAUGAUAACUACAAGAAAAUCUCUGCUACCAUCACCGACAUUGGUUUCACCACCGACUUCAAGGUUUACCUGCAAGUCCAGGAGACCUGGCUGGCAUUCUUGAUAAUCAUAUCUGUGGCGGAGGCGAUCAUCCUCCUGACCGUCCUCUUCCUGCGGACCAGAAUCCUCAUAGCCAUCGCCCUCAUCCAGGAGUCCAGCAAGGCAAUCAGUCGCAUGAUGUCUGCUCUGCUGUACCCUCUGGUCACCUUUGUCCUCCUGCUAGUGUGUGUUGCUUACUGGGGCGCCACUGCUCUAUAUUUGGCCACUUCAGGAGGCCCAGUCUACAGAGUGGUGGCUCUCAACUCCACGAUGAGCGACUGUAAGAGUAUCAAUGGCACCGUGAACUGUGACCCUCAGAACUUCACCUCAUCAGAUUACCCAGGAUGCCCCUCAGCCAGCUGCAUCUUUAUCAAGUACAACGACGAGGGUCUCUUCCAGAGAAACAUCUUCAAUCUGCAGAUCUACAACGUGGUGGCUUUUCUCUGGUGUGCCAACUUUGUCAUCGCCCUGGGGCAGUGUACGCUGGCUGGGGCCUUUGCCUCGUACUACUGGGCCUUCACCAAACCAGAUGAUAUCCCCUUGUUACCUGUGUGUAGCAGCUUUAUACGCUCACUCAGGUACCAUGUGGGCUCCUUGGCAUUUGGUGCUUUGAUCCUGACCCUGGUGCAGGUAGUGAGGAUCCUUCUGGAGUACAUUGACCACAAAACAAGAUCGGCGCAGAAUCCAUUUGCACGUUUCAUAUUGUGCUGCAUGAAGUGCUGCUUAUGGUGUCUGGAGAAAUUCAUCAAGUUCAUCAACAGGAACGCUUACAUCAUGAUUGCCAUUUAUGGGAAAAACUUCUGCGUCUCAGCCAAAAAUGCUUUCAAGCUGCUCAUGAGAAAUGUAAUAAGGGUCGUGGUGCUCGAUAAAGUGACAGACUUGCUGUUGUUCUUUGGGAAGCUCCUGGUGGUCGGAGGAGUGGGCGUAUUGUCCUUCUUUUUCUUCUCUGGACGAAUUCUGCUACCAGGCAGCACCUUCCGCUCUGAAACCCUCAACUACUACUGGAUGCCAAUCAUUACCGUGGUGUUUGGUAGCUACCUCAUAGCUCAUGGAUUCUUCAGUGUGUACAACAUGUGUGUCGACACACUCUUCCUCUGCUUCUUGGAGGACUUGGAGCGCAAUGAUGGAUCUCUACAGAAGCCGUACUUUAUGUCCAAAAACCUCAUGAAAAUCCUCAACAAAUCCAACAAGGCACAGAAGAAAGGUAAAGGGAGGGACUGAAGAUCCUUUUCCCUCUUUACCUCAUGAAACUACUUUAACACUGUCAGAGAUUUUCAGGAUAUCUUUGCUAUUUACUACAACUUUUAACUUGUUAACGCUCCAUCUUCUUCUAUGUUUACCAGAACUGAUUUGCUGAUUUUGCACUUUUUAAUUAUUUUUUUUAUUGUAUAUGUGUAUAUGUAGUAAUGGAGUGUACAUGAGGAAGGACUAGGCAUGUGAAUACAGUUAAUAUGUAAUUUUGUGUUGCAAGUUAUCCUACAUUACAUAUUUCUAAAUAAUUCUUGAUUUGUCUCAUUAUUUUAAACUAUUUGUUUCUGUUCAUACAGCGGGUGUUCACAGCGCUGUGGGCAUUUUAAAUUGAUUUGUCAUGCAUCAUUUAAUCCAGAUAAACAGCUUUACAGAUUUAGGCUUCCUCCUUUUAUGAAGGACUCUUAAUCUUAUUUCUUCACAAAUGAAAAAUAAUGUUCUUACGCAUUAUACAUUUUUACUUAUUUGUAAAAAGGUUGUUUUAUAAAUACAAACAUUUUUGA
Xiphias gladius (swordfish) is the source of this 2946-nucleotide messenger RNA. RefSeq names its product solute carrier family 44 member 4 (gene slc44a4). Gene Ontology annotation, cellular component: plasma membrane. The record is from RefSeq and is a predicted model, not a curated record. Gene Ontology annotation, biological process: choline transport; thiamine pyrophosphate transmembrane transport. Gene Ontology annotation, molecular function: thiamine pyrophosphate transmembrane transporter activity. The transcript is spliced from 22 exons. NCBI's taxonomy places the organism in Eukaryota, Metazoa, Chordata, Actinopteri, Istiophoriformes, Xiphiidae. The coding region runs from base 245 to 2416 and encodes 723 amino acids.